AUGAAGUUAACAACAGCAGCAGCUCUUCUGGCCCUUUCGCCUUUGGCCGAGGCAACCAAGGAUCGCAGACCGCCUGUCAGCUCCAAGAAGCUUCAGAAGCUCAUCACUGAGAAAGGCUUGAUGCGCAAUUUGGACAAGCUCAACGAGAUCGCAUACGAUAAUGGUGGCAAUCGCGCAUUUGGUCUUCCAGGAUACGCAGCCUCGGUCGAUUUUAUCUACAAGGAGAUCUCUAAGCUCAAGGGCUUUAAGACCUGGAAACAGGACUUCCCUGCCAAUUUCACGCAGACCCUGGCAGCUGAAGUGACGGUUGAUGACGAGACAUUCAGGACAAUUGCUUUGACAUACACUCCCAGUACCUCUGAGGAGGGUGUUACAGCUGAGCUCGUCCAUGGACCUGAAGGAACGGAUGCUUGUGAUGUUGCAAACUACGCAGGCCUCGAUGUGAAGGGCAAGGUCGUCCUUGUCGAGCGCGGUCUUUGCCCCGACCAAACCACCUUCGCGGGCAAGGUCAAGCCCGCAGCAGCUGCUGGUGCCCAGGUCGUGGUCCUCUACAACUCAGAUGAGGCCAAACUCACAGCCGGUACUCUGUCGGCCCCAAACCCGAAGGAGUAUGUGCCCACGGGCCUUAUCGACCAAGGACCUGGAAAAGCUCUCAAGGCCAGACUUGACGCAGGAGAGAAGAUUGAGGUGUUUGCCAAGAUCAUCCAAACAAUCGAGACGCGCAUUACCCAGAACGUCUUUGCCGAGACCAAGGGCGGCGACGGUGAAAACGUGGUCAUGCUCGGGGCUCAUCUUGACUCUGUCCAGGCCGGACCCGGUAUCAACGACGAUGGAUCGGGAACAACUCUCAUCCUCGAGACUGCAAAGGCUCUGCAGCACUUUUCUACCAAGCUCAAGGUUCGCUUUGGAUGGUGGGGUGCUGAGGAGAAUGGUCUGGUGGGAUCCCGCUACUACGUCAACAACCUCAAGACUGCUGAAGUUGAUAACCUUUUGACUUACCUCAACUUCGACAUGGUCUCGCGUGGAUUCUUUGGUGUCUUUGACGGUACUGGCGAGAAGAAGGCUCCUGGUGGACCUCCUGGGUCUGAAGUCAUUGAGGAUCUCUUCAGAGAUUACUUCAAGUCCAAGAAGAUUGAAGUCACCCCAGUUGGUCUGACCGGCGGCUCUGACUAUGUUCCUUUCCUUCAGGUCAUCAAGAAGCCUGUUGGUGGUCUCUUUACAGGAACUGGCCUGGAGCAGGAUGCGUGCUAUCAUCAGGCUUGCGACAACAUCACCAACCCCGUUCCCGAGACCUUGCACACCAACGCUCACGCGGCGGCUCAUGUUCUCAGCAAGCUCGCUAUUGAUGGUGUCAAGCUUAUUCCCAAGACACCUGCGAACACUACUGUUGGGUCUAUCAAGAGAGUGAGAGAUCCAGCUUCGAUGCAUUUCCAUGAGGUCAAUGGCGUGGAGGGAAAGCCUUGUGAUCACGAUAUUGUUUAA
This is a messenger RNA of Fusarium sp. VM40, 1482 nucleotides long. NCBI's taxonomy places the organism in Eukaryota, Fungi, Ascomycota, Sordariomycetes, Hypocreales, Nectriaceae. The record is from the annotation of a GenBank genome assembly.